Molecule: messenger RNA, 2263 nt
Organism: Cydia splendana
Lineage: Eukaryota; Metazoa; Arthropoda; Insecta; Lepidoptera; Tortricidae
Gene: Lsd-1
Product: lipid storage droplets surface-binding protein 1
Exons: 9
Coding region: 81-1385 (434 amino acids)
Biological process (GO): lipid storage; positive regulation of triglyceride storage
Cellular component (GO): lipid droplet; cytosol
Source: RefSeq, a predicted model, not a curated record
UUUAUAAUAUCUCGUUUGACUAAAGCCGGCGAGCAUCAGUUGUGUGUAGUUUCUCUGAGAAGUGAUACCAAGGUGUGUCGAUGUCUGCGGAGUACAGCGCGAGGAUCACGGUGACGGGAGGCAUGGGCGGCAAUGGGGAUGUGUACAAGAAGACCUUUAAUGGGAGCUGCCAGGUGGGGCUCAAGAAGGGAAAGAGUUCCAUCGCCCAGAGAGCUGAAGCGUACUUGCAGGCUGUGAGCAAAAGCCAGGGGCCGCCGCCCAAGGUGACUGCAUCAUCGAAGCCACAGUUGCCGCGGUUGGAGGUGGUGACGCGGGUCGCCGCCAUCCCCAUCGUGGAGUCUGGGAUCGGGGUCACCGAGAAGAUAUACUUCAGGAUCAAGGAGUCGAACCCCCUCUUCCGCUGGUACCUGUCGCUGUACGAGAAGACGCUGAGCACGGGCGUCCAGCUGGCGCUCCCAGCAGUGCAUCUGCUGGAGUCGCCCAUCCAUCAGCUGGACCGGUUCCUGUGCGCGUCGCUGGACGUGGUGGAGAAGCGAGUGCCCUCUAUACACCUGCCGCCGCAAACUAUGUACAGUGAAACCCGACAGUUCGUGCUCCGGCGGGCGGACUCCGUCAAGCAACUCGGCACGGCCGUGCUGGACUCUCGCGUUACCUGCGCGACCGCCAGCGCGCUGGACCGCGCGCUGUCCACCGCCGACAAGUACGUCGACAAGUACCUGCCGCCCGACACCAAGGAUCCCGUGGACGUGAGCAUCAUAGUCCAGGACGCGGAGUGUUCCGGGUCGGGCGGGCGCGCGGCCGCGGCGCAGGCCGUGCAGCACGGCGCGCGGCUCCGGCGCAAGCUGCAGCGGCGCCUCACGCGCCAGGCGCUCGCCGAGGCCAAGGCCAUCCGCGAGCAGAUACACGUGCUCGUCUACGUGGCGGAACUAGUGGCCACGGACCCUGUGUUGGCGUGGAAGAAGGCCAAGGAGCUGUACUCGUCGCUGAGCCAGCCGGAGCCGGAGAACCAGGCGCGGCCGGAGACGCUGGAGCAGCUGGUGGUGCUGCUGGCGCGCGAGACGGCCCGCAAGCUCGUGCACCUCGUCAACUACACGCACACCGACCUGCCCAGAAACGUGAGCACUGGCUUGGCGAUGGUGACUAAACAUCUCUCCAGUGCCGCAGACGCGCUUCUCAAGACGUUGCCAGUAGACUCCGCGCUGGCCGAGGUCCGCGGCUGGAGGAGCAAGUUGGAGGAGUUGCUGCAGCAGCUGCAGGCCAGCUCUAAGGUCUAUUUGGAACACCUAGCCAUCUUCCUCGCGGGCAACGAAGAGAGAGAGAAGAUCGCGCCGCGCUCCUCGCUCGAGCAGCGCGAGGACCUCGCCGCCAUCAACGGAGUCAACUAGUACUUUACUGUUUAGUUGUUCAUUUUUUUUUGCCGGCUGUACACACUCGUCGAGAUCCCCUUUCUGAGUCUCGGCGCCGCUCCGACCCAAUCGGAGAAGGAAGCAGUACACUCUCGUUCUCGGCCUGUCUCGGGGUCUCUCGACGACGAGUGUGUACACCCGGCAUUUGACUGACCGUUUGUAGAUCUUAUUGCAAUGUGAUAAGGUCUGCCAACGAUCAGUGUCUUGCUAUUAGUAUGUGUAUUUAGUAUAUAAUUGAGUUAGCGAAGUAGAUAAGAGGAGCGUAGAAGGCAGAUUGCGAAGUUCGAAAUUUCAUUAUCCCUCCCUUCUUCCCUAUACUAGUCGCUCGAAUAUGCGAGAGCGUUAGAGAGGCAAAUAAUGAAAUUUAGAUUCUCGAUAUCGGCGGAACGUCCUCUGUGAGCGGUGUUGUCAUUAUGCGUUGCUAUUUGAUCCUUAUUUGAAAUUUACACCACCCAAGGGAAAAUGAACAGUACCUACCUACGAUAUAUUCUAAUUCGAGUCGCUGGCAAAGCCUGUAAAUAUUAUGGUGUUUGUUACCAUAGUAUUUAAUAAGUUCGCGUCUUUCAAAAGAGUUGCUUAUUAAUUUAUGAAAUACUCAAAGUUGAAAUGUAAUUAUUUUAUUUUAUGACUGUAAAGUUAUGAAUAUCUUAUUUUAUUUAAAUAUAUUUUACCUAUUUUGGAUAUAAUUCAUUGUUAGAAUAAAGAGUUCUCUCGCAAUGAACUUUUAUUGUAACGAUUGUAGUUAUAAUUUUAUUAUAGUAAACUUAUGUGUAUUAUUUUGGUGUUGAUCAUUAUGUAGAAUAAUACAAUGUAAGAAACUAAAUAUAGAUAAUAUAAUAUAAAGUUUUCAGUAGAUU